Messenger RNA from Mytilus trossulus (common blue mussel), 3705 nucleotides. RefSeq lists its product as uncharacterized. The record is from RefSeq and is a predicted model, not a curated record. NCBI's taxonomy places the organism in Eukaryota, Metazoa, Mollusca, Bivalvia, Mytilida, Mytilidae. The coding region runs from base 1 to 3441 and encodes 1146 amino acids. Gene Ontology annotation, biological process: proteolysis. The transcript has 24 exons. Gene Ontology annotation, molecular function: zinc ion binding; cysteine-type peptidase activity.
AUGUUUGCUUGGAUGGUUGCAAACAAUAGGUUAAGAGAAAUAGCUGAUGCUGAUUCUGCAGAGACAUAUGCAAAUGCUUUGCAACAAUUAAGAAGCAGUGAUAUUUUCAAGGCAAAGGUCUCCUUGAGAAAUUGGCUCGAAAACAAAUGGCUCCUGAACUGCAAGAGAUGGUCAAAACUUUUCAGAAAUUCACUCUUUAACAUCAGAGUGAAUACAACCAAUGGCCUUGAAAGACAACACAAAGAACUCAAGGAAAACUACUUGACAGAGUAUAUAGAUAAAUCUCUGUCAAGUAUGGUGACAUCAUUGGUAACCAAAUACUUACCAGAUAGUUAUGAGAGGUAUAAAGAAUACAACAUUCAGUCCUUGGAUAACUAUAGAAAGUAUUCUAAUGAUGUUCCAGAGUUUUUAAGAAGCCGUCCAAGAAAAUUUGUUGACCAUUGUUUAGCCAGAAUUCCACCUGCGGCUACACUGAUCCCCAUUGAAAAUAUGGAAGAAGUUAACCAUGAUAUGCUGGUUAGAAGUGUUGAGUCUGACAAUUUAUACCAAGUUAGACUCAAUGAUGAUUUACCGAAAUGUUCAUGUCCAGAUUGGAGAAAACAUCACUGGCCAUGUAAGCAUAUGCUGGCAGUCAUGAUGAACAUGCCAAACAAAGAUUGGAAUACACUGCCAGAGUACUACAAAGCAACCCCUCAUUUCAACAUUGAUUUUGGACUUCUGGAAACAAACAGAACAGAAACACUGAUUGUUAACAAUGCAAGCAGCUCAAUGAAAGAUGAGUGCCAACAAGAUUCAACUGCUUGCAGAGAUAACACAGUAGAAAAUUCCUCUUCCAAAGCUCGAAACUUAUGUUUAGACAACAUUAAACAAAUUACAUCUAAUUUAUUUUGUAUUAAUAACAGCCAAUACCUAGAAGAGUUAAAUAAUAGACUGGCAGUGUUGGUAAAGGAAACGGAAAUGGAAGCACCUCAUCAAAAUGGUCUACGAUUAAAUUUGCCUGCUACCAAAAAGAAGACCAUAAGUAGAAAGCAGAAAAACAACCUUCAGCAAAAAAAAAGCAAUUUCACAAGACGUCUUACCAAGAGAUCUGCAAGCAUAAAAAAAGUGCCAUUUAUGCGAAGACCACAUUGGAGAAAGUACGCAAAGACACUAUCACCGGUUAAAAUGAGUUCAAAUGUAUAUUCUGCAGGGCUAUGCAAUGAAGAGUCAAAGAAAUCAAUGACAAUCAGCCUCACAGAAAUAGAUAGAAGAAAUGCAACUGACUUGUUGAGAAAAAUUCAGUCAAUUGGAAAUGCAUCCCAUUAUAUUCUGGCCAAGGUUUAUGGGGUAAAUGUAACAGACAUUGAUAUUGCAUCACUUUUUGGGAAUCGUUGGUUGACUGAUCAGGUUAUUGAUGCCUACUUGGCUGUACUUUGUCAAGCACAACAAGACAAUGGAAGAAAUAUCUUGCAUAUAACUGCUGCAGUAAUGACCAACAUAUGCAAAGGAGAUUCAAUUGGUAAUCAGAAUCUAUUCCAAACGAAAAUCUUAACAGAUUAUGAGAUGAUAUGUGGAGUGUAUAAUCAAGCAGGGAAUCACUGGGACCUAGUGAUAUUAACACCAACUGAUGGACGAAUACAGUUUUACAAUCCAAUGGGUUUCGAGGCACCAGUUGCGUAUCAAGUUCAAAGAAACUGGAGUGACUAUUUGGCAUAUAGAACCCACUUAUUUGCAGAAAAAACAAUAGAAUGGAAAUUGUAUGUUGAAAAACAUGCUUUGCAGUUAGAUGGUUACAAUUGUGGUGUAUAUUGUUUAAUGUUUGCAGAGAGAAUACUGUCAAAAAAAGAAUUAACAGGCAUUACACAAAUAGAGGUCCAGGAAAAAAGGAAAGAAAUUGCAGAGACCUUAUUACUGUAUGAAGUUUAUAUGAAAGAUGCUUGUCCCUGCUGUGGAUUUAAUGUUCAAGAACAGCCUUGUAUUGGUUGUUUAAUUUGUGGUAGACACUUCCAUAAACUUCCUUUCUGUGUUGGUGAGAGCCUUGCCAAGGAAGAUGCUAAUUUUUUCACUUGCAAGAUGUGCGAAAACAAUAUCAUUCCAGACACAAUAGAUUUAGGUGGAAUAUUGGAAGAAAAGCCUGUUAAAGAUUCAAUUAAUCCAGAUCAAUACUGUGAACCAAAACCAGAAAUGAAGAAGACUUUUACUGGAACAACUGCCCUGUUUGUGAAAAACCUCAUUGAAUCUAAAUUUUCAGAGGAGAGUAUAGAGAAUUUCUUUGAUAAAAUAUCAAUCCUUGAUGUAAGAGAUUGCUGGCUCUCUUUGGUUGACACGUUCAUGGAAAUUAAAGAAAAUCUUCCUUUCAAUCCUGAAGAUGUGAAAUGGAAAGUUCCUGAAUGCAGAAGAAAACUAUUUUCGAUGGGAGAGUUUGGUGAUGGAUACAUAGAGAACAUUCCAACUAAAUACAUAAGAGACCAUGUUUAUCCAAUUAAAGUCCAAACCAAAGCUUCUUGGACAAUUUUCAGUGGACUGUCUGUCUUCAUUUUUGGAACUGAAACCAAAGCUCAACAAAUUAGACUUGCCAUUGUCUGCACAGAGUUUUCAGAGAUAGAUAAGACGCAAAAUUACAAUGAUAAGACAAUUAUUCAGAUGGAGCUGAAGAAAAUGGAUAAUUUCUGCAAAGAUGAAGAUAUCUUAGGUUUAUUUCACCUUAGGUUCAUUCCAAUGGCAUUCAAGUUGAAUGUUUGUAUUCACAAACGACUUAAUGGCAUCGAAGAAACAUUCAGACAUGAAUGCCAGGAACCAAAUGGAACGGUUGAAUUCUUGUCCAUGCAUCUGAAAAAGGAGCCUUGUGUGUCAUACCACCUACUCGUAGAUGGUAUUUUUAUCUUCAACAGAGGACCAGAACUAAGAGAACAAUGUGGGGCAAACCAGUUUGGGCUCUGUCAAGGUGGAUCAGAGUCCUACAUUCAGUGUGGUAAAUGCUUACAAAAGUACCAUAGACAGUGUGUCAUUGUUGAAGUUGAGAGUUUUGCAUGUGGUUGCCACAUAGAAAGGCCACUGAAAAGUAGAAAUGAAAGAAUUUAUAGAUGCAAAGAAGAAUUUAUGAAACAUGUGAAGAGUCUUGAUAUUAAAAAAUUGGUAUCAGAUAUUUCUUGUGAAAAGAUUAAUUCUGCACGCUGGCAAACCAUGAUUGGAACUAACCCAAAAGAAAAACAGAUAUGGAAAGAUGGGAAUAACAUGGUUCUAACAAUGACUGGGGCACCUACAGAAAUAACAAAUUAUGUAAUUCAGCAAACUAAUUCAAAGUCAUUAAGCGCAAAAGGAUUUGUUAUGGAUGUCUUUGCGCCAGAGGCAGUGGUAAAAGUAAUUAUGAUGAUAGAAAACAUCAACAGAAUGCGUGCAGAAUUAUUCCUGCUAAAAGAUAUAAGUGCAAAUCAUGAAUGUAGUAACACCUCAAAGAUAUAAGGCUUUCUUAUGUAAUUUUUAUAUGUUUACAGUUUGUGAAUGAAAUGAGUCAAUAAUGACAAAGUAUUUCAAUAGGUUUACUAUUUGCGACUAAAAUGAAUCAUCAGUAAUGACAGAGUAUUUUAGUAACGACUGUAUUUCAAUAGGUUUAGUAUUUGUGACUGAAAUGAGUCAGUAAUGACAGUGUACUCAAUAGGUUUAGUAUUUGUGACAAAAAUGAGUCAGUUAUGACAGUUUAUUUCUGAAGAUUUACUAUUUGUCACU